Messenger RNA from Linum tenue, 2706 nucleotides. NCBI's taxonomy places the organism in Eukaryota, Viridiplantae, Streptophyta, Magnoliopsida, Malpighiales, Linaceae. The record is from the annotation of a GenBank genome assembly.
AUGGCGACCGAAAGAAUAAGAAAAAACCCAAGAAGAACGAUUGCUCCUCCUUCACCAUCACCGCCAAAUCCAAAUCCAAGCGCAACCCAUUCCAUCUCCUCGAUCAAUUCACAAUACCCAUAUCCUAUAAUGGCUGUAGCCACAUUUUCCCUCGUCCUCUUCCUGACUUCGCUCUCGUCCUUCGCCGCCGGCGCGCCGUUUCAGCCGGACGACCGGUUCCUCAUCGCCUGCGGAUCCAAGAGCCAGCUACAACUCCCCGACGGCCGUACAUUCAUGAGCGACGAGGAAGCCAAAGGGUUCCUAAAGAGCGAAGAGAACAUUGUCGUCUCCGUUCCUUCCGGCGACGUCCCUUCCUCCGUUUACCUUAACGCCAGGAUUUUCACCACCGAGGCUAUGUACAGCUUCACGCUGAAAUCCCCCGGCUGGCAUUGGAUUCGCCUCUAUUUCUACCCGCUGAAGAACAAUAACAAGGAUUUGAAAACGGCUAGGUUUACGGUGACGACGGAUAGGUACGUUCUGCUCCACGAUUUCAAUUUGGGGAACGAAACCGCCGUCUCCAAAGAGUACCUUAUACAGAUAACCGACCAGAUCUUCUCGAUCCACUUGAAGCCGGCGAAAGAUUCGGUGGCUUUUAUCAACGGGAUCGAACUCGUUUCCGCUCCCGACGAGUUGAUCGCCGACGAAGGAACGGAGCUUUUCCCCAUGACCGGAUUCUCCGGAUUGACGAAGUACGGUUACCACACCGUUUACAGGUUGAAUAUGGGUGGGAGCCUGAUUACUCCGAAGAAUGAUUCUUUGGGGAGGACAUGGGAGAAUGAUAGGCGUUACCUUAAGGCUGAUGUUUUGGCUCAGAAUGUGACAGUCCCAACCUCGGCGAUUAACUAUGGGAAGACGGUUACGCCAUUGAUAGCGCCGCCGUCUGUGUACGCAACUGCUGAUAAGAUGGCUAAUGCGCAGACGACCGAGGCCAAUUUCAAUGUGACGUGGAAUUUGGAUGCUGACCCUUCGUUCAAUUAUCUACUCCGGCUUCAUUUCUGUGAUAUUGUGAGCAGGUCUCUGAAUUCUCUCUACUUCAAUGUGUAUAUCAAUGGCAGGACCGCAAUCUCUGCCUUGGAUUUGUCUGCACUUACUGGCCAAUUGGCGUCUCCGUACUUCAGAGAUAUUGUGGUGAGUUCGUCGUUGAUAACUAAAGGGCUUGUGGUUGAGAUUGGUCCUACCCAUGAGGAUACAGGAAGUAAAGAUGCGUUUUUGAAUGGUUUGGAGGUGUUGAAGAUGAGCAAUAGUGUUGAUAGCUUGGAUGGAGAGUUUGGUAUUGAUGGGAGGCAAGCUAUAGCGAAUCGCAACACGGUUGCAGCUGUUGGGUUUGCGAUGAUGUUUGGAGCUUUUGUGGGUCUUGGUGCAAUGGUGAUGAAGUGGCAUAAAAGACCACAGGAUUGGCAGAGAAGGAACAGCUUCUCUUCAUGGUUACUUCCUCUCCACGCUGGUGAUAGUAGUUUCCUGUCAAAGGGCUCAAUGGGUUCCCACAAAUCGAACUUCCACUCGUCGACGUUUGGUCUAGGGCGAUUCUUCUCCCUCGCGGAGUUGCAGGAAGCUACGAAGAACUUCGAUUCGAGCGCGAUAAUCGGGGUGGGAGGGUUUGGAAAUGUUUAUAUAGGUGAGAUUGACGAAGGCACUAAAGUUGCUGUCAAGAGAGGAAACCCACAAUCCGAGCAAGGGAUCAACGAGUUUCAGACCGAGAUUCAGAUGCUAUCGAAGCUUAGGCACAGGCAUUUGGUGUCACUGAUUGGAUACUGUGAUGAGAACGAUGAGAUGAUCUUGGUUUAUGAGUUCAUGUCUCAGGGACCCUUUAGAGACCAUCUCUAUGGCAAGAACUUGCCACCAUUGUCGUGGAAGCAGAGGCUGGAGAUUUGCAUAGGCUCAGCUCGUGGGCUGCAUUACCUGCACACGGGGACAGCACAAGGGAUCAUUCACAGGGAUGUCAAGACGACGAACAUCUUGCUUGAUGACACGUUUGUGGCUAAAGUUGCAGACUUUGGGUUGUCCAAAGAUGGGCAGAUGGGGCAGAACCAUGUGAGCACUGCUGUGAAGGGAAGUUUCGGGUACUUGGAUCCAGAGUACUUCAGGAGGCAGCAGUUGACUGAUAAAUCGGAUGUGUAUUCAUUUGGGGUGGUGUUGCUGGAGGCAUUAUGUGCUAGGCCUGCAAUCAACCCAGCACUGCCGAGGGAGCAAGUGAAUUUGGCCGAGUGGGCUAUGCAGUGGAAGAGGAAAGGGUUAUUGGAGAAGAUCAUUGAUCCUCACCUGGCCGGGACUAUUUGCCCCGAAUCGAUGACCAAGUUCGCUGAGGCUGCGGAGAAAUGCUUGGCUGAGCAUGGUGUGGAUAGGCCUGGCAUGGGGGAUGUGUUGUGGAACUUGGAGUCCGCGUUGCAGCUUCAAGAGCAGUUCUUACAAAAGAAGAGUGAAGAUGAUAAUGGGGAUAAAGAAUCUCCUACAGAAGCUCCUGUUGCGGCUUCUGCUGCUGUUCCUGUUCCUGUUGCUGCCUCUCCAGCUCCUUUGCCACCUGCUGCUCCUCCGACCGGGGAUUCUUCAUCUUCUUCGAGGGAUACGGGGAGUCAGAAUCGAGCAGGAGGACCGAAUGAAGUUCAUGCCAUUAGUGAACACUCUGGCACUGCCGUGUUUGCACAAUUCUCAGACCUAAGUGGAAGGUAA